This is a messenger RNA of Chroicocephalus ridibundus (black-headed gull), 7150 nucleotides long. It is a transcript of the gene FILIP1, whose product is annotated as filamin A interacting protein 1. Lineage: Eukaryota; Metazoa; Chordata; Aves; Charadriiformes; Laridae. Gene Ontology annotation, cellular component: actin cytoskeleton. The record is from RefSeq and is a predicted model, not a curated record. The transcript is spliced from 8 exons. Bases 625 to 4263 code for a protein of 1212 amino acids.
AGCAGCUGAGGAACUCAGCAAAGCCUGCUCCAAACUUCUCAGCUGUUGACAGGCUUGACUUGCUGAGAACACUGGUUAAAUAUAGCACAAGCGAGCUGAGCUCAACAAAGUCAUUGCUGUAACACUGUGUGAAGAGACCAGAAGAGGGGAAAUACAAUCUGAGAACUAAACUGCCAAAGCCUAACACCACCUAGCAACAGUUGAAAAAACUUUUAAACAAAAGUCUGGGUGAGACACAGACAGAGUAUACCUCCUACUUCUCCUGCCUGGGAUUUCUGCGAGAAGCAGCUCCGGUCUUCUGUUCUCUACCCCAUUUCCUUCAUUACUUCAGCUGCCGGUAGACCUAGAAAAGUGGGGAAAGUUUCUCUCUUUGUGUUCUCCUGGUCUGGAUCGGUCUACUACUGUGGUGGUGCUGUGGGACGAGCUACUGCAAUCUUGCAGUGUAAAGGAUAUACUCCUAGGUUCGUGUUGCUGACAGGGAGCAGCAGGGAUCCCAGUCAGCCUCAGGUGGGAGCAGCGGAGUGAUGGCACAGGGACACCUCCAUCCUCGACUCCCUCCUCCCCCCUCCGGACCUAGAUUCUAGUGAAGCCCCGCUCUGGAAGCAUCCCUCGACACAGGUAGGGAUGAGAUCCCGAAACCAAGGUGGAGAAAGCUCGUCUAACGGGCACUUCUCCAGUUCCAAGCCUGUCAUCAGCCAUGCAGAGAAUGAAAAACUUCAGGAGGAUGCCAAGAAAAAGAACAAACCUCAUCGGAAGGAAGAUGAGGUCAUGGUUUCAGCAACUGUCAAACGGCACUCAAAAUCACCUGGACCUACUGAACGAAAGAACAAGAAGUCCAUAGAGCUUUCUAAAGAGGACUUGAUAAAACUCCUCAGUAUAAUGGAAGGAGAACUGCAGGCAAGGGAGGAUGUGAUCCACAUGCUGAAGACAGAGAAAACCAAACCUGAAGUUUUAGAAGCUCAUUAUGGGUCUGCAGCUCCAGAGAACGUGCUCCGAGUGCUACACAGGGAUGCCAUACUUGCCCAAGAAAAGUCUAUAGGGGAAGAUGUCUAUGAGAAACCAAUUUCAGAGCUGGACAGACUUGAAGAAAAGCAGAAAGAGACGUAUCGGCGCAUGCUGGAACAGCUCCUGUUGGCAGAAAAGUGCCAUCGCCGCACAGUUUAUGAGCUAGAAAAUGAGAAACAUAAACACACAGAUUACAUGAACAAGAGCGAUGACUUUACCAACCUCUUGGAACAGGAGCGGGAGAGGUUGAAGAAACUUCUUGAGCAGGAGAAGAUCUAUCAAGCCCGGAAGGAGAAGGAACAUACAAAGAGACUCAAUAAACUAAGAGAAGAACUAGUCAAGCUCAAAUCAUUUGCACUCAUGCUGGUAGAUGAAAGACAAAUGCAUAUUGAACAACUUGGUCAACAAAGCCAGAAAAUACAGGACUUAAACCAAAAGCUAAAGGAAGAAGAAGAAAAGCUUAAAAUUAUCAGUGCAAAAACAAAAGAAGAUGGUCAAAAACUGAUGAAACUAGAGGCAGAACUUGAACAUAAAACAUCAUCAUUUUCUCAAGAACAUGAGGAGAUGACUGCUAAACUGGCUAAUCAAGAGUCCCAUAAUAGACAGCUGAGGCUUAAGCUAGUGGGGUUGACUCGCAGAAUAGAGGAGCUAGAAGAAACUAACAAAAAUCUUCAAAAAGCUGAGGAGGAACUUCAGGAACUAAGAGAUAAAAUAGCAAAAGGGGAAUGUGGGAACUCUAGCUUAAUGGCAGAAGUGGAAAACCUCCGCAAGCGUGUGCUUGAAAUGGAGGGGAAAGAUGAAGAGAUCACAAAAACCGAAUCUCAGUGUAAAGAGCUGAAAAAUAAACUGCAAGAGGAAGAGCACCAUAGCAAAGAGUUGAAACUUGAAGUGGAAAAAUUGCAGAAAAGAAUGUCAGAACUAGAGAAGCUGGAAGAGGCUUUCAGUAAAAGUAAGUCUGAAUGCACCCAGCUACACUUAAACUUGGAGAAAGAAAAGAAUUUGACUAAGGAUUUGAUAAAUGAGUUGGAAGUGGUGAAGACUCGAGUGAAAGACCUUGAGGCAUCAGAAAGCAAAUUGGAAAAGGCUGAAAUAAGCUUAAAAGAUGACCUUACAAAGCUGAAGUCAUUUACUGUAAUGUUGGUUGAUGAACGAAAAAACAUGAUGGAGAAAAUAAAACAGGAGGAAAAAAAGGUUGAGGGUCUAACCAAGAAUUUUAAAGUUGAACAAGGGAAAGUUAUGGAUGUAACAGAGAAACUGAUAGAAGAAAGUAAGAAAUUUUUGAAGCUGAAAUCCGAAAUGGAGGAAAAAGUGUCUAGUUUGACAAAGGAAAGGGAUGAGUUAAUUGGCAAACUGAGAAGUGAAGAAGAAAAAUCCUCUGAACUAAGCUGUAGAGUUGACCUGUUAAAGAAAAGAAUUGAUGGUAUGGAGGAAGUAGAAAGAGAAAUUACAAGAGGUCGAAGCAGGAAAGGACCAGAGCAUGGUUGUCAUGAGGACAACAAGAUUAAAGAACUUACUGUUGAAAUUGAAAGACUGAAAAAACGUCUCAAACAAUUGGAAGUGGUGGAAGGAGAUUUGAUGAAGACAGAAGAUGAAUAUGAUCAGCUUGAGCAGAAAUUUAGGACUGAGCAGGAUAAAGCUAACUUUCUUUCUCAGCAGCUGGAGGAAAUGAAACUUCAGAUUGCCAAAACCAAAGCAAUAGAAAAAGGUGAAGCAGUGAGCCAGGAGGCAGAGCUCAGGCACAGGUUUCGUCUGGAAGAGGCCAAAAGCAGAGAUUUGAAAGCAGAAGUUCAAGCUCUUAAGGAAAAAAUCCAUGAGCUGAUGAACAAAGAAGACCAGCUUUCUCAGCUCCAAGUUGAUUAUUCGGUUCUGCAGCAAAGGUUUAUGGAAGAAGAAAAUAAAAACAAGAGCAUGGGGCAGGAAGUUCUGAACCUAACAAGAGAGCUGGAGCUUUCUAAGCGUUACAGCCGUGCUCUGAGGCCCAGCAUAAAUGGACGAAGAAUGGUUGAUGUUCCUGUGACAUCCACUGGCGUGCAAACAGAUGCUGUAAGCAGUGAAGCAGCAGAAGAAGAAACCCCAGCAGUGUUUAUAAGGAAAUCCUUCCAGGAGGAGAAUCACAUCAUGAGCAAUCUGAGACAGGUGGGUCUGAAAAAACCCAUGGAGCGUUCUUCAGUGCUUGAGAGAUAUCCUCCAGCAGCAAAUGAACUUGCAAUGAGGAAAUCUUGGAUACCAUGGAUGAGAAAGAGGGAAACUGGGGCUCAGGCAACUCCUGAUAAAGGAGCCCGAACCCACGGUAGUCCAGCGCAUCCCGGGGAGGUUGUGCUUUCACCGAAGCAGGGUCAACCUCUUCAUAUUCGGGUGACACCAGACCAUGAGAACAGCACAGCUACUUUGGAGAUAACCAGUCCAACCUCAGAGGAAUUUUUUUCAAGUACCACUGUCAUUCCUACUUUGGGAAAUCAGAAGCCACGAAUAACCAUCAUUCCCUCUCCAAACGUUAUGCCUCAAAAAGGAAAAGGCAGUGAAAGUCCCAUGGGCCCAGAUCGUUCUAUGUCUCCAGUUACUAUAACAACGUUCUCCAGGGAAAAGUCCCCAGAGGGAGGGAGAGCACCCUUCGCCGACAGACCUGCGUCGCCAAUUCAGAUUAUGACAGUAUCAACAUCCGCAGCACCGGCAGAAAUCUCUGUCUCUCCGCAAUCACAAGAUAUGACCAUGGGAAGGGCUGUCUUCAAAGUAACACCGGAAAAACAAACCGUCCCGACUCCAAUCCGCAAGUACAAUGCCAACGCCAACAUUAUUACGACAGAAGACAACAAAAUCCACAUCCACCUAGGUUCCCAGUUUAAACGCUCUCCCACUGCUGCAGCUGAUGGUGCGAGUUCUGUGAUAACAGUCAGACCGGUGAAUAUAGCAGCAGAGAAAGAAGUUGUGACGGGUACUGUCCUUCGAUCGCCUCGGAACAACCUGUCCUCGCGACCUGCAUCAAGCAAGGUGACAAGUACUAUCACUAUAACCCCUGUUACAACGUCUUCCACCCGAGGAACACAAUCAGUGACAGGACAGGAUGGGUCAUCCCCGAGACCUGCACCCACCCGCAUUCCUGUGUCAAAAGGUAUGAAAGCAGGAAAGCCAGUAGUGGCAGCCCCAGGAGCAGGAAAUGUGACAAAAUUCGAGCCUCGUGCUGAGACUCAGUCUAUGAAAAUAGAACUGAAGAAAUCUUCAGCCAGCAGCUCUGCCUCCCUGGGCGGGGGUCAGGGCUGAUGGCGGUGGCUCAGGGGGAAUUUCUUCUGAAUCUGAAGACAGUUAUAUUUAGUGACUACAGUAAGAUUCUCCAUUCAGUCGGUCAGCUCCAGAAGGGAAUUUGGACAACCAAGUCUAAAGACAGUGCCUAAGCCCCAGAGGCAUCUUGAAGAUCUUCAUGAAGUUCUUCCUCUGCACUUCUCUAGUCAGUGUUUCAGUUGUGACUUAACUAGCACUGCAGCCUCUGAACCUAACUGAGAUCCAUAAUCUAGGUAUUCUUGUAUUUCCUCUAAGGGCUUUAAGUCAAGGCACAGUUUCAUGGUUGCUUAAAGUCAGGAUGUAACCCCACACUGGAGUCAAAAGCUGUAGUCCUGUCUUUGUCACCUCUAGCAAGGAAAGUACUCACUUCCAUUUGGUUUUCCCUUGAGCUGGCACAAGUGUUUGAAUUUAACUGGGAAACUGAUCUGAACUAAAAGAAAUCUGGCAAAACCCAAAAAGCUUUAACAUAGCUUAGUUCCAGGCUCUCAGGACGGAAAAAGAAGGAAGGCGGGCGUAGGAAACCAGUGGCUGUUUUAAACUGAUUGUGGAAUCAUGAAUGCCUCCUCGUUGAUCAAAUACCACACAAAUGUAGGGGUGGUGCUGCUUAUUUUAAAAGGCCUUUGAUGGAAACCUUUCUUCAAAGGUAGGAGACAGGUUCCCCUUUCUCACUGGUAUCUGAUGAGACUCAAACCUACAUCAGCUGCAGCCAAGUUCACCAGUGGCACUGACAGACAGUUGAGAGGGAAGAAGGUGGUGUUCGCAUUCCCUCCUGUAAAGGCUGGGCUGUUCUGCAUGGAGGGCUUCAGUAUUCACUGAGCAGAAAGAAGAGAGUGGUUGAGUGGUCAGCAUAUUGAACUAGGAGGAGGGAGCCCCCCCGGAUUCUGGUCCCUGUUCCAAAGGCUGCUUUUGAGCCUGGCCUUUUGUGAAAAGAAGGCUUAUAAGAUGAAGUGUCUGUGUUCAUCCAUCCCUCCUUCUGUCCUUCAUUGAUAAUAACAUUGAACACAUCAACCAAUUUCACCCAAAUCUGACAAAGCAAUAAGGGUUUCUAGAAUGAGAAGUUCUUCCAGUUUAAUGAAAAGGGCGACAGAGAAGAGGAGCAAGACCUUGGCAGUGCCCCACUGUGCAGAAGAAUGUAGCAUGAGCUCACCUUCAUACAACAUCAAAGAAGGAACACAGGAGAAUGAUGUCAGAAAUACCACAAGGACAAGCUUUGUUCAGACCUCAGAUUUUACUAGGCGCCAAAGAAUCAAACUGUGACACACCAGUCCAUAGGAAAAUAUCGGGGCUUCUUGUGUGUUCUACGUUACUGGAUUACAGCGCAGAAAGCAAGCCUUCCUCUGCCCAGGCCAUCAUCUAGACUGACUCAUCCUCAUUGUUUCUCUCUCUUACUUUUUUAUCUGUAUUGAUUUCUUAUGAAGUGGAACAGUUUCAGUAGCAAAAUGCACUCAGCUCAGAGCAAUAAUGAUAGUUAGCAUGCUUCAUCAGGAACCGAGCUGGCUGAGAACCAAUCUUUGUAUUUUUGGUAGGAGUCAAUGUCAGCUGGAGAGAUGCCCUGUUCUGGCUGACUGCGUGGCCAUAUAAGCAGUUACGAUAACUCGAGCCCAGCAGUGGGACAGCAGUGAGGUGGAGAGGCAGAAGAGCAGGGAAAGGGCCAGCCCAUUCAUGAGCAGCACGUAUGGACUGAGAAGGUGCACCCUCAGUUCUCCAGAUGACCUCUGUGAUUUUAAAUCUAGUUCCUAAUAAGUUUUCCACUGUGUUCUCUAGAUUAGAUCCUGUCACCUGAAUUACUGUUACAUAUGAGUAUUGCUAGUGUAGUCACUAACAGAGCAAUACAUUUGAGUAAGUGUAACUGAAAACGCGGGAGCACAGAACUUCAGCCCUAAUGCCUGGGGGAUUUCUUUCAGACUGGUAAACAUGGUGAGCAAAUAAUAGAAGAAAACCAGAGAUUUUGAUUUAUUUUGCCCACCAUUUUUGCAUUUCGUGACACCCAUUAGUGUGAUUUUUCAAAAAACAAAUAACACUUUGUGACUCUUCUGAAUAUGCUCACAGAGUACGCAUGUUACCAUAUUUAAACCUCAAACCACUUACAGCACAUAAGUAAUUGGCAUCGUGUGAGUAAUCUCUGAAGGCACGUUAAUACGUUGAUUCAUGCCAGUUGGAUGCCAAGUCUUAUGUUACUGCCUGCAGUGUGCUACAUGUGUUCUAAAACAUGCCCAGUGUUUACAUGAAUUUUCAGUGAUUCUGAUCAGAAAUGGAAGAGCAUGUCUUUAAAGAGAGUAAGCAACUGUCCUGCUGGGUUUCAGGUGCGUGGCAUCAGCUGCAACAGUCAGGACAAUUUUCAGACCAAUUACGUGUUCCCAUCACACCUCAGUGGCCGAUUUCAUUGAGUCGGUUUGAAACCUGUAGUUCGCUGGCAGGAGUUUCUGUGAGCUCAUCUUUCGAACUUGUUUUCAUUUAGGGGAAUGUUUUUCUCCCCUCUGUCAGUGUGAGUUACCCUCUUCCCCUUAAUUUUGCCUGAGCUUUCUCACGCAAAACCCUAUGCAACAUUUCUUGUUGUAGAUGUUAACUUCACUUUGAAUCUUGCUCCCUACGUGCUGCUCUUACUUGGCUUUUUGGAAGAUGCAAUCAGGGUUAAUUACUCUUAGAUGCAGAGCUAUCAGCUCUGAGAGUCAGGUAUGAAUCACUCAGGAAUGAACGGUUCUUCACUUUAAAAACUCUCUUCGACAGGAUUUUAAAAAUAGAAACACUGAUGUAUCAUUUCUGUUGCUUGGGUGUGCGUUGUCUGUGGCACAUACAUUUUUAAAUUAUCUGGCGUUACCUGUUUGUAUAUAUUGUAAGAAGAAAUUAAACUUCGUAUGUUAAAAUGUCA